Messenger RNA from Oenanthe melanoleuca, 3409 nucleotides. RefSeq names its product solute carrier family 5 member 12 (gene SLC5A12). Gene Ontology annotation, cellular component: membrane. The record is from RefSeq and is a predicted model, not a curated record. The transcript has 15 exons. Lineage: Eukaryota; Metazoa; Chordata; Aves; Passeriformes; Muscicapidae. Gene Ontology annotation, molecular function: lactate transmembrane transporter activity; symporter activity. Bases 266 to 2155 code for a protein of 629 amino acids. Gene Ontology annotation, biological process: transmembrane transport; sodium ion transport.
GAGAUUUCACAGCUAGGUCCCUUAUUUCAGCUUGCCUGGCAGAAGCACCCACAGUGCCAGGGUCCAAGUGCAUUCCUCCUUAACUCAUCCUUAGCCACCUUUUCUUUAACCCCUAGAACUGGGCUGGGGUAGAAGAACCCUUCUGGUUGGAGAGUUUUCAGUUCAUUGUUGGCCAUUGCUGAGCUGCAGACAAGCUGCAGCUGAUCUGGUCAGAGCAGACACAGCACACCAGGAUCCUCCACCAGAGAAUUGGACAGCUGGUGCCAUGCCCAACUUUGUGGCACCAGAAGUAAAAAAAUUCGUGGCCUGGGACUACGUUGUGUUUGCAGCGCUGUUUUUAAUCUCUGCCAGCAUUGGAGUCUUUUUUGCAGUCAAAGAGAGGAAAAAGAAAACUUCCAAGGAGUUUUUGGUGGGUGGUAAGCAGAUGACAUGUGGACCCAUAGCCUUUUCUCUCACAUCAAGCUUCAUGUCAGCAGUGACAGUGCUGGGCACACCCUCUGAGGUUUAUCGCUACGGAGCAUCCUUUGUGCUCUUCUUCCUCUCCUACACCCUCGUCAUCAUCCUCACUGCUGAGCUCUACCUGCCUGUUUUUUACAGAUCUGGCAUCACAAGCACUUAUGAGUACUUGGAGUUAAGAUUUAACAAGAUUGUUCGUCUUGCUGCAACAUUGAUUUACAUCCUGCAGACGAUCCUUUACACAGGAAUAGUGGUCUAUGCUCCAUCACUGGCACUCAACCAAGUCACUGGAUUUGAUCUCUGGGGUUCUGUGGCUGCCACAGGAAUUGUCUGCACUUUCUAUUGCACUCUGGGAGGAUUAAAAGCUGUUGUCUGGACAGAUGCAUUUCAAAUGGUUGUCAUGGUGGCUGGCUUCAUGACAGUGUUGAUUCGAGGAACCAGUCUGAAUGGAGGAUCUGCCAAAGUCUGGGAGGAUGCCCAUGGAGGAUCUCGGCUGAACAUAUUUGACUUUGAUGUUGAUCCUCUGAGACGACACACCUUCUGGACAAUUGUUAUUGGGGGAACAUUUACAUGGCUGGGACUCUAUGGAGUCAAUCAGUCCACAAUACAGAGAUGCAUUUCCUGCAAAUCAGAAAAGCAUGCCAAACUAGCACUUUACCUGAAUUUAUUGGGACUCUGGACAGUCCUAAUGUGUGCAGUGUUUUGUGGGUUGGUGAUGUACUCCCAUUACAAGAGUUGUGACCCUUGGACUGCUGCUUUCAUUUCAGCUCCUGAUCAGCUCAUGCCAUACUUUGUUAUGGACAUUUUUUCCUCGAUGCCAGGAGUCCCAGGGCUGUUUGUUGCCUGUGCAUUCAGUGGAACACUAAGCACAGUAGCUGCCAGCAUCAAUGCUUUAGCCACUGUUACCUUUGAAGACUUGAUCAAGAAAGGUUUCCCAAAUCUCUCUGAGAAGAUGAGCACGUGGAUCAGCAAAGCUUUAUGUGUGCUGUACGGUGUCCUGUGCACUUCCAUGGCUGCAGCAGCAUCCCUGCUGGGAGGAGUGGUGCAGGCUUCCCUCUCCAUCCACGGGAUGUGUGGGGGGCCAAUGCUGGGAUUAUUUACUCUGGGAAUUGUGUUUCCCUGUGCUAACUGGAAGGGUGCUCUGGGAGGCCUCUUGGCUGGGAUCAGCUUGGCUUUUUGGACUGGUACUGGCUCUUUCCUUUACCCUGCUCCCCCAGCCAAGGCCAUCCCCCUGCAGCUGUCGACCCUCAACUGCACACUGGCCAACAGCAGCGAGGCGCUGCUGACACCAGCUCCCACUGCGCCUGCAGAGAGGCCUGUGCUGGCAGACACCUGGUACUCCCUGUCCUACCUGUACUUCAGUGCCGUCGGCUGCCUGGGCUGUGCCAUCACAGGGCUGCUGAUCAGCUUGGCAACAGGACCCAGCAAAGGAGAAGACAUCCCACCAGUGCUAAUUAAGCCAGUCUGCAACCCGUUCUGCUUUUGGUCCAAAAGACUCAGGAUGCUGCUGUGGUGUGGAGUGCAGCACGACAGCCUGGAGAUGGACUUUGAGAAACAACAGCCUAAGGUUGCUGCAAAUAAAACCAGAACAGAUUACACCUCCAAGAAUAACACCAACAAAGAAAAUAAUCACCAGAUCCGUGGUUACAAUGCUGAGGAAAAUUCAUAUACAAAUAUAAGCAGAGAAUCUUUCCUCUAGAAGCUGAGGGACAAGGCAUGUUUAAUCAAACUUCAGUUCUUCAGCUUUAGAAAUUAAUAACUUCUUUUACUGCAUUUACCAGCUUGUAGGUGACCAAGAGGGAGCAAUUUAUUGCUCUCUAUAGCAAUAAAAGCCAGAUUUCUAUUUAUGAAUUUAUUGGCAGACCUGGGAAAUGAUCAGACAGUCCAAAUUGGGUUUUGGAAGCACUGCUGCUUCAGAAGAAAUGCUUCAUGAGUUUUGUUGUGGACUCUCACUCAGAUGCAGCUGCAAUGCAUCUGCACCACACACUAUCCAGCAACUCCUGGCUGAAGGGAAUGUGCAAAGGUGAACUGGAAAUGAAUCCAGACUUUGGAGAAGUUGUGAGGGACGUCACUGAGCUGAGUCUGUCAGCUGCCCUCUGAUGGAGAGAGAGAAGAGAGGUCAGGCUGAGCCUACACCCAGGAAUGGCAAAAAGUCUCCUGACAGGAGCCUUGUGCAGACCAGGCUGGUCUUUCAGCCACUGAGAUACCAGUGUUUGCUUCCUCUGGGGAAUCCAAGCUUUCUUUACAACUUCUCAUUGCAAAAGCUGUAGGACAGAGUAGCAAAUUCCACUUCGAAUUCAGGAUAGUUCUUUAUCUGUGGUAGUUUUCAGCCUAAAAGGAUCCACUUUCAUGCAAUAAAGAAAAUAAACCCAAAUUGAAUAAUGAUCAUGCCUCCUAAUUGAUAAUUCAUGCUGAGUUUUGAAAAAGAAGACACAUAAAAAGGGAAAUAAUCUGUCUGGUGCAAUAUCUUGGAAGCAGAGCACACCCAGUGCUCUCUUUCAGUGAAACACAUUUCUUCUAAAACUUGCUGUUUGUAAAUAAAACUCAACUUCUCAUCUUGAUAAAACUCUGGAUAUACUUUUUCAUUAAAUAUAUUUGGUUUUAAACAAAAUUCAUAACUGAAUGAAACAGACUAAAUGAAAAUUUAAAGAUGACUCAUGGACUCAGUUGACACAUUUAGUUUGUAUGUCUUUGAAGAGCCCCAGCAUUGCUUUUGCUUUAUCAGUGAUCAUCUUUAUGAUGCAGAUGUCAGUCUGAUCCUUGAAGUAACUUCCCCUGUGUUCACACCCUACCCCUGGAAGUGGUCCUGGGAUUUUAAUGAGAACAGAAACAGCAGUCUGUAAGUGAUACUCCCUUGCUUGCGUGAAGCAGUUAGUCAAGAAACUGAGAACUCAGUUUUUGUGUCAAUCCCUUUUGCACUGCUUUUACAAUCUCAUUAAAACCUACAGCUGAG